CCAGGUCACCGGGAUUUUUUUAUAAUCUAGAAAAAAUUUUUUUAAGGAGAAAAAAUUAAAAAAUAGUAGAUUUCCGGGAUAUUUAAUCAAAUUAUUAGGUGCGCAAGAAUUCAUUGCAACUUCUACAAAACCAGGCUUACAUUCACACCAAUAGUUAAUGCAAGCCGAGUUGUCAGCUUUGCAUUGAUCAUCUCUCCAACAAUAUCCGCGCAAAAUAGGAAGACAUGUUGAGUUGCCGACUGCAAUAUUGUUACUUUUGCAUACACACUUUUCUGUUGAGCAUGUCGAGUGCCAGAUGUCGCUGCACUCCGUCUCGUCACGGCACGAGAACAGACUAAUAGCUGAAAUAGGAUACGGCAGUGAAUCCAGGUCUGCAUUGACACUUGUUAUUCGAACAAUGGAAGAAAUCACCAGAACAUUGACUGUUUUUCGAGCAAACUUGGUCCAGAACAGGUAUACAGAAAAUUUCAUUGUAUGCAAAAUGGUUGCUACGGCAGAUACAUACAUUUGAUACGCAUAUUGAAUUUCGUGUCACAUUGCAUUGAUCGUGCUUUGUACAUGAUCGUCCUAACACAACUGU
This is a messenger RNA of Cotesia congregata, 580 nucleotides long. Lineage: Eukaryota; Metazoa; Arthropoda; Insecta; Hymenoptera; Braconidae. The record is from the annotation of a GenBank genome assembly.